Doryrhamphus excisus (bluestripe pipefish) is the source of this 564-nucleotide messenger RNA. The record is from RefSeq and is a predicted model, not a curated record. NCBI's taxonomy places the organism in Eukaryota, Metazoa, Chordata, Actinopteri, Syngnathiformes, Syngnathidae.
AGUGGAGCAAGGGAAGCUUAUCUAGGUCAGCUACGCACCAUGACAGCCUGGUGUGUUUACCUUUUCUGCAUGGUGGUAUGCGCCACAAGACACUUUUAUAGCGAUGCUCUGAUCCAGACGGUAGAAUAUAAAGCUAAACAUUUACGAUAUUUCAUUACCACGGAGGACGGCAACGAAAAGCAACUGAUCACUGAUUUGCAUGAUGUUUUGGAAAGACUUCAGACAAAUCAAAUUGUAUCCCUCAGAAAAAAACAUGGCCACCUGCCAAUGUGUGAUCCAGGAGACCAAUGUGCACUCAGGAAAGGCUCUAGGAUUGGAAAGCUUUGUGACUGCUCCCUGCCGAGAACAUGCAACUCUUUCCUACAUCGUUGUCUAUGAUCUUCUAUCUUCUUGUAUAUAAUGGCUAAACAAGGUUUGACAGUUAAAAUAUAAUCUUUUGUAUUUGUAAGUGUUUUACAUUGCAACUAUAAACUUGCACACCAUUUACAUACAAAUACUUUGUUAUACUAUAACUGUGUGAAAGUAUCAAGGUUCAUUUAAUAAAUGAGUUAUACACGUGUAUAC